Molecule: messenger RNA, 2464 nt
Organism: Leptonychotes weddellii (Weddell seal)
Lineage: Eukaryota; Metazoa; Chordata; Mammalia; Carnivora; Phocidae
Gene: HOXD3
Product: homeobox D3
Biological process (GO): regulation of transcription by RNA polymerase II; embryonic skeletal system morphogenesis; anterior/posterior pattern specification
Cellular component (GO): nucleus
Molecular function (GO): RNA polymerase II cis-regulatory region sequence-specific DNA binding; DNA-binding transcription factor activity, RNA polymerase II-specific
Source: RefSeq, a predicted model, not a curated record
UCUGCCACGCAAAGGGCUCUCUCCGACUUGGAAAGUGCAGGGAUCCCAAGAAUAUCACCCGCCGAGGGGGGCCGCGCGGCGCCCCCAGCCCUCCACCCUCGGCCCCCAGUGGCGGGCGCGGGAGCGCGGCCAGCAGUACAUUUCACAGGGCUGACCCACAGAGUUCACUGGGCGGAUUCUCACCCUGUCACUGGAAAGUGGACUACCAGGGUCUUCAUGAAAGAUGCUGUGAUUUUGAAACCAGGUCACCUGGAGCCUGGGGCCACCCCAGCCCUCUCAGGGCUCGGCAGACCUCAGAGGUGGUGGUGAAAGAGACAGUGGUGGUCAAUGUUAUUUGAGCCGGGUCAGCAGGCCCUGGAACUUCCUGAGUGCACGAUGCAGAAGGCUGCUUACUAUGAAAACCCAGGACUCUUCGGAGGCUAUGGCUACAGCAAAGCCCCUAACGCUUACGGCUACGGCACCCCGCAUCAGCCUUACCCACCCCCUGCUGCUGCCAACUCCCUGGACACUGAUUACCCGGGCUCCGCCUGUUCCAUCCAGAGUUCGGCACCUCUGAGAGCCCCAGCCCACAAAGGAACUGAACUCAAUGGCAGCUGUAUGCGGCCUGGCACCGGGAACAGCCAGGGUGGGGGUGGUGGCAGCCAGCCUCCCGGCCUGAACUCAGAGCAGCAGCCACCACAGCCCCCUCCUCCACCACCAACCCUGCCCCCAUCCUCGCCCACCAAUCCUGGGGGUGGGGUGCCUGCCAAGAAGGCCAAGGGUGGGCCCAGUGCUUCUGGCUCCUCAGCCACCAUCAGCAAGCAGAUCUUCCCUUGGAUGAAAGAGUCCCGACAGAACUCCAAGCAGAAGAACAGCUGUACCACUGCAGGAGAGAGCUGCGAGGAUAAGAGCCCGCCGGGCCCGGCGUCCAAGCGGGUGCGCACGGCCUACACGAGCGCACAGCUGGUGGAGCUGGAGAAGGAAUUCCACUUCAACCGCUACUUGUGCCGGCCACGCCGCGUGGAGAUGGCCAACCUGCUGAACCUCACCGAGCGCCAGAUCAAGAUCUGGUUCCAGAACCGGCGCAUGAAGUACAAGAAGGACCAGAAGGCCAAGGGCAUCCUGCACUCGCCGGCGGGUCAGUCCCCGGAGCGCAGCCCGCCGCUGGGCAGCGCCGCCGGCCACGUGGCCUACUCCGGCCAGCUGCCGCCCGUGCCCGGCCUGGCCUACGACGCGCCCUCGCCGCCCGCCUUCGCCAAAUCUCAGCCCAACAUGUACGGCCUGGCCGCCUACACGGCGCCGCUCAGCAGCUGCCUGCCGCAGCAGAAGCGCUACGCGGCGCCCGAGUUCGAGCCCCACCCCAUGGCAAGCAACGGCGGCGGCUUCGCCAGCGCCAACCUGCAGGGCAGCCCGGUGUACGUGGGUGGCAACUUCGUCGACUCCAUGGCGCCCGCGUCCGGGCCCGUCUUCAACCUGGGCCACCUCUCGCACCCGUCUUCGGCCAGCGUGGACUACAGCUGCGCCGCGCAGAUUCCCGGCAACCACCACCAUGGACCGUGCGACCCUCAUCCCACCUACACAGAUCUCUCGGCCCACCACUCGUCUCAGGGACGCCUGCCCGAGGCCCCCAAACUGACGCAUCUGUAGCGGCCGCCACCGGCCCGAACUCGCGGCGCAAUUACCUCUUUUGCUUUGGUGGCUGGGGUGGCGGGCGGGGCCCGCGGGGCAGCUCGGUGACCCCCUCCCUCGCUCUGGCCCGGUCGCCGCCUCCUGGGUCUCGGGCCAACGGCGGCCGAGACACAGGCGACUGGGCCUCCCCUCCAGGCGCGCCCUCCUUUGGGUGACUCGCCAUAAAUCAGCCGCAAGGAUUCUCCUCUGUAACCCUGACAGUGCCAUAUACUGCGGACCGAGGGACGCUAAUCUGGUAAUGGUGUCCCGAAGGUAAGUCUGAGAUCCAUCGGCGGCGCGCUCUGCAGAGGGACCAGCUCCCGGACAGCCCCGGGGCCUGGCCCGAGUCUAGCUUAGUUGCGGAGACCUUAAUUUAUAUGCUCCUUCCCGUCCCGUAAGGAUUGCAACGGACUCAACGACCUGUAUUUAUUAUUUGAAGCGAGUCAUUUCGUUUCCCUGAUUAUUUAUCCUCGUCUUAAUGUAUUUAUGUGUAUAUUUGUAGAAUUCUCCAGCCAACCUUAGGAACGCGCUCCCAGGCCGCGGGGGCCACGUUUCACCUCUUUAGUCCCUUUGGUCUGAACUAGUUAAGAGAGUAGUUUUGAACAGUUGUAACCGUGGCUGGUGUUUGUAGUUGAUGUAAAGGAUUAAGACCGCAAAUUGUCCUUCAUUGGGUAGAGUCAGGCGGCCCCGUGGCGUGGCACGACACCCGUUACUCAUUUCUCAACAGCCGCAGCCCUCACCACUCGACACAGUGUAUUGAUUUCAAAUUGUCUGGUACUAUUUGAACAAAUAUUUAGAAUAAAAAAAUUUCUCAGUC